AUGACUCCCGGCAAAAGCAGCCAUAAAAAGCGAAAGACGCUGCAUCACGGACGACCACCCACCGCAAAGAAGACGACAGCAUCGCUCUCGAAAAAGGCGACGCAAAAACUCAUCCGAUCCCAACACCAGCUGAGCAAAAAGCUUGCAACCGCACAGGAAACGGGCGACGCGGCCGCCAUCAAAGAUGUCGAGAACCAAAUCAACGACCUCGGCGGGCUGCAGAGUUAUCAGCUCGCCAGCAUCCAAGGGCAAUCGAGCGAGCGGGGCGGCGACUCUUCGAAAGUGCUGAUGGAUUGGCUUCAUGAUGUCCAACCUGAGCUGGCGUCUGCGGAGCCCAAAUUACGCAUGCUUGAGAUUGGCGCUCUUUCCACCAGGAAUGCUUGCUCUAGGAGUGGGCUCUUUGACAUCCAGCGCAUAGAUUUGCACUCGCAGGAAAAGGGCAUUGUGCAGCAGGAUUUCAUGCAGAGACCACUUCCCGGGAAUGCGAGCGAGCGAUUCGACAUGAUCUCGCUUUCACUUGUGCUGAACUUCGUCCCGACGCCUGAAGGACGGGGCGAGAUGUUGAGACGUACAUGCCAAUUCCUUGACCGAGAAGCUGCGAAGGACAUGCCUGACCCUGUUCGGGAGGUUUUCCCUGCACUCUUCCUCGUCCUCCCGGCGGCGUGUAUUGCAAAUUCCCGCUAUAUGACCGGGGAGCGGUUUGGGGAGCUCAUGGACAGUCUUGGCUUCCGGAUGCUCAAAUCGAAGCAGACGGCGAAGUUGAUUUACCAGCUCUGCAUCACUCCCUCCUCAAUUCCAAUCACGACCACUCUCGAUGGUGCAAUGAUCGAAGCUACCCGGCGUUGGUUCCGGCGCAACAGGACCAGUCUCUUGAUUGGCGCGGGAGUGAUUGGUGCGGGAUACGUCGCGACGCAGUAUGUCCUCAACAAGAUCCAGGAGGCGCGACAGCGCAUGACCGAGGACCGGGUGUCUCGAGAGAAUCUCCGAAGACGCUUCGAGCAGAAUCAGGAAGAUUGCACCUACACCGUCCUCGCCCUCCUCCCCACCGUGCGCGAAGAAAUCAUCGGCGCGUUGCCCGUCGAGCAAAUCACCGAGCAAUUGCAGCAAGAGCGCCAAGAGCGCCUGAAGAAACUGAGUGCCUCCGAAGCACCGUCGUCCGAAUACCCCUCGGCCCCUCCGAGCGUCAUCACAGACGAUGCGGCCAGUCUGCAGAGCGGCAGCUACAUCCACGCGAGCCAGAUCACGAGCAAUCCCACAGAACUUGGGGCGCCUCCUCUCCGACCGCGCAGAAGCAAGGCACAACUAUGGCAGGAGAUGAAGCUCAACUCCAUUGCGCGUGCCCUCACGCUCAUAUACACGGUGUGCCUGCUGACCAUGCUCACCCGCAUCCAGCUCAACCUGCUGGGCCGAAGGACGUACCUGUCCUCCGUCGUGGCGCUCGCCACGCCCCCGGCGCCGAUGGAGGACUCGAGGAUAUCGCUGGAGAACCGCGACGAUGAUAACUACGAUAACAUGUACGGCAACGACUUUGAGACGAACCGCAAAUACCUCACCUUCUCCUGGUGGCUGCUGCAUCGCGGCAGCAAGCAGAUUAUGGACCGCGUGUUGACCGUGGUUAAGAGCGUGUUCGGCACCGUCAAUAUACGGGAGGACAUCAGCCUGGAGCGCCUGGCGGAUUUGAUCAUGCAAGUGAGGACGCAAAUCGAGGGCAUCACAGAAGAAGAGCGCCGCCAAAUGAAAUGGCUCACCUACCUCCUCCCACCACGCGAAGACGAAGCCUUCGUAAUCCGCCAAUCAAGCAUGUCCGAAGGCGAAGACGACUCGCCCUCCCCGGCAGCACACUCCGUCGAAGACCCGAUGACAGCCUCAGCAGUCGAAGCCGAAACAGCCGUCAACGACUCCCUCCGCCGCCUGCUCGACGAAACCUCCGACCUCAUCGACUCCCCCACCUUCACCCACGUCCUCACCCGCAUCCUCGACGCUUCCUUCUCCCACCUCGUCGACUACCGCAUCGCCACCGAGGCCUUCAAAGCCACCGGCCUCGCGGCUCCCGGCACCGCGGCCGCGGACGAACCGCGUAUCACCGAAGUCGUCGAUACCAAGUCUAAAAUUGCGCAUAUCCUGCCCAUCUUCUGCCGGCAGGCGCACGUCAUUGCCACCGGCAGCGGGGAGCUGGAUGCCAUUUCCGGCGUCGUCGCGCCGCAGGAUGCGCCUCUUGGCAACGAGUACCUUGCUGCUAUUGACGGGGUCCACGAUUUGAAUGCUUUCGCGGCCGUCAUCUACUCGAGCAAUUUCGAGUACGAGUUUGGUAGCGGGGGUAAUACGACUGUCCCGCUGCCAUCCAGGCCGUCUGCACCAUUAGACGCUCAAGCCCUAGGCGAGAACACGCUCGAGGAUGCUGGUGUGCUUCUACCCGCGGCGGAGGAGGAGGCUCCGGCUGCUGGUGGGGGCGGGUUUGAGAGUGCGUGGAAGCGGGCAUUAGAUGAUGGAGCGGGUGGGGAUAGAUGA
Messenger RNA from Neohortaea acidophila, 2508 nucleotides. RefSeq names its product Peroxin-3-domain-containing protein. Gene Ontology annotation, biological process: protein import into peroxisome membrane. The transcript has 3 exons. Gene Ontology annotation, cellular component: peroxisomal membrane. The record is from RefSeq and is a predicted model, not a curated record. Gene Ontology annotation, molecular function: protein-macromolecule adaptor activity. Lineage: Eukaryota; Fungi; Ascomycota; Dothideomycetes; Mycosphaerellales; Teratosphaeriaceae. The coding region runs from base 1 to 2508 and encodes 835 amino acids.